CUCUGCCUCCCAACUGCAAUUUUUUUUCUAGAAGACCACAUAUCCAAGGUCACGAGUUACUGGGGGCUGAGUAUUUUAGAGACAUAGCUGGAAGGCUUCUACAUCUUUUUGAGGUCAGGUUUUUCCACUUUCCCUAAACGAUUGAUUCUUGCUCCCCGCACUUGGCACGACUGUGUAUCGUGUUCCUAUGGUCCUCCAGCCUGUAGGCGGCGCAGCGUCUCUGUACCGGGAAUCUUCGGAGGGUCGGCAGUGACUGAGGGAAGUGGAGAGAGAGUGUGGCGCAUGCAUCCUUUGGUUCUGGCUCAAUGGCGGGUAGCCACGCAGGGACGUUGCGAGUCCUGCAGGCAGUAGACACUGAGCUUACCGCGGACUCGGUGGAAUGGUGCCCAGUAGAAGGUUACCAGCAUCUGCUGGCCUGCGGAACCUACCAGCUGCGAGCGCCCAGGGACCAGGUGCAUGACCGGGAGGGUGAAGCAACAGGGGCAGGAGAAGAGGGACUGCUAACCUCAGGGGCCUAGACUGUGAAAACUAAUGGGAAGGGUAAAGUGUAUCUUUCGGGACCGUGCCUACUUCCGGGAGGUUUCCUGAGCAUCCAAAACAACCACUUAAGAGUAGAAUUGCGGCGGUGUACCUGCAGCCUGCACUGGAUGGCAGUGAGCCUCAAGUUCGUUUAGGUCGUCUCUACCUGUUCAGCUUCAGUGAGCACAACACGGCUAAACCUCUGCUUGAGGUCCAAAGAAGGGACUCUUCUGCUGUCCUGGACAUGAAAUGGUGCCACAUCCCAGUCUCUGGCCAUGUGCUUUUAGGCUUGGCAAACGCCAGUGGAUCCAUAGGGCUGCUCCGCCUGAUGGAAUGUGAGAACAACAGUUACACCCUGCAGCCAAUAUCCAGCCUCGCCCUGGAUGAGAAUUGUCUGUCCUUGUCAAUGGAUUGGUCCACUGGGAAAUCUGUCAGGGCCAGAGAACAGCCCUUGAAGAUCAUUAGCAGUGAUUCUAAGGGGCAGUUGCACCUCCUGAUGGUGAAUGAGGGCACAGCUGAACUACAGCUAGUAGCAUCUUGGCCAGCCCAUCACUUUGAGGCCUGGAUUGCUGCUUUCAAUUACUGGCAGACAGAACUCGUGUAUUCAGGGGGAGAUGACUGCCUUCUGAGAGGCUGGGACACUAGGAUGCUGGGCACACCUGUCUUCACUAGCAAAAGACAUUGCAUGGGUGUGUGCAGCAUCCAGAGCAGCCCCCAUCAGGAGCAUAUACUGGCAACUGGAAGCUAUGAUGAGCAUGUUCUGCUGUGGGACACUCGAAACAUAAGACAGCCAUUGGCGGAUGUACCAGUGCAAGGAGGUGUGUGGAGGCUCAAGUGGCACCCAGUUCACCACCAUCUACUCCUGGCGGCCUGCAUGCACAAUGGCUUCAAGAUUCUCAACUGCCAGAAGGCCAUUGAGGAGAAGCAGGACAUAACUGUUUUAACAUCCCACGAAAUGCCUAACUCAUUAGUAUAUGGGGCUGACUGGUCCUGGCUUUUCCAUUCCAUGAAGCCCACUCCUACCUGGUUCUUUGAUCAGAAUGACAUGGGAGUCAAAGCAGCAGACCACUCUAGCCUAAAGGUCACAGAGGAGCCACCAAUACAUUCUCAGGAACAAACCAUGGAUCGCCAAGUGGAAGGCCCCGCUAACGCUCAUACCAGAGCUGAACUGAAGGCUUCUCUCCUUCCAUUAACAGAGGACAUGAAAAACAGCAAAGACUGCUCCUCAUCCUCAGUCAAGACUCGUGAUCUUAGCCACUGCUCUGGUGGGCAGAGCUUUGACAAUAGCCUCCUGGCCACCUGCUCCUUUUAUGACCAUGUUCUCCACCUUUGGAAGUGGGAGACGAAUCAAGCUCGCACUCUUUGCAGUGGCACUGGAUGUGAUUUGGGGAGUGCUGACCAUUGAGAAUGGACUCUUGUGUUACUGUUUUGGCAGUGAAUUUCCAGCUCUACAACUAAGUGUUCUGGGUAUAUUUUGACUUUCAGCUCUUCAUUUGUAUUAAGUCCCUGCUUACAUUAAAUAACUUUUUUUUUUUUUUUUAAUUUUAGAAAUCUGUAA
Messenger RNA from Mus musculus (house mouse), 2077 nucleotides. RefSeq names its product diphthamine biosynethesis 7 (gene Dph7). The transcript has 9 exons. The record is from RefSeq and is a predicted model, not a curated record. Lineage: Eukaryota; Metazoa; Chordata; Mammalia; Rodentia; Muridae. Gene Ontology annotation, molecular function: diphthine methylesterase activity. Gene Ontology annotation, biological process: protein histidyl modification to diphthamide. The coding region runs from base 764 to 1924 and encodes 386 amino acids.